CCAACUCCUCCUUUACUCUCCACAGCUUCCCUUCACUUCUUUCUUGAAUCUAUCCUUUUAGGGUUAGUUUUUUCAGUCUCGGUUUACAAUGGCUGACGUUGGCGGUUCAGCUUCUUCAAGGAGGAUGCGGUGUUCGGUUCCUGAAAGAUUCCAACUGCACUUGGCCAUGUUGGCCUUGCAGUUUGGUUAUGCUGGGUUCCAUGUGGUCUCUAGGGCUGCCCUAAAUAUGGGAGUUAGCAAGCUUGUUUUCCCAGUAUAUAGGAACAUCAUCGCUUUGCUUCUGCUGCUUCCCUUUGCAUAUUUUCUAGAAAAGAAGGAGAGGCCAGCGCUCACUCUCAACUUUGUCCUUCAGUUCUUCUUCCUUGCACUUGUUGGAAUAACAGCAAACCAAGGAUUCUACUUGCUCGGUCUGGAGAACACUUCACCCACCUUCGCAUCAGCAAUCCAAAACUCUGUCCCUGCUAUUACCUUUCUCAUGGCAGCUCUACUCCGGAUAGAGAAAGUGAGGAUAAACAGAAAAGAUGGAAUAGCAAAAGUACUAGGAACUAUCUGCUGUGUAGCAGGGGCCUCAGUGAUCACUCUAUACACAGGUCCAGUG
Molecule: messenger RNA, 598 nt
Organism: Populus euphratica (Euphrates poplar)
Lineage: Eukaryota; Viridiplantae; Streptophyta; Magnoliopsida; Malpighiales; Salicaceae
Product: protein WALLS ARE THIN 1-like
Exons: 5
Cellular component (GO): membrane
Molecular function (GO): transmembrane transporter activity
Source: RefSeq, a predicted model, not a curated record